Molecule: messenger RNA, 5626 nt
Organism: Orbicella faveolata
Lineage: Eukaryota; Metazoa; Cnidaria; Anthozoa; Scleractinia; Merulinidae
Source: RefSeq, a predicted model, not a curated record
CGAAAAUGAAAUUAGAAUAGUUUUUACAUAUUUUCCAUUGUCGGGAUUAGGUUUUCUCUAAUUAUUUAGUGAGUAAACGAGUCAUGUAUCUAAUCUAGUGUUCAGUUGUUUCUUUUGUCAAAUUCGAAAUCUUCAGCCUAAUAUCUGAUCAUGAAACUCGACAUGGCAGCCUGUUCCAAAGCCCUGUUCAUAAAUACUUUAAAAAAUGCCGCUUCCAUUUUCUUGUAACGGCGUGAACGGGAAAAUUUUAUAGCUUUAUUGCGAUAAAAAUCCAUUACUGCUAUUAUGCAAGAUGGUUCUACAGUUUUCAUUGCUGCCAGCAGUUAACUCCUUUUAACCGUAUAUGCUCUACAGAGACGCAAGUCAGUUGUUGAUAGCCGAUUCUAAUUCAGUUCCGCCUGUUGUUUUGGUUGGUAAACUGCUAAAAUAUGAGCAAUAUUUUAGCAGGGAGUGGGGGCGGAGCGUUUAACCAAAGUUGUAUGCAAAAUAACAAUAAAUGAAAGUCUAGAUAAAUAUUUUAAAGUUGCUAAUAUUCUAGUUUGCUUGAAAUACUAUGCAUUAAGGGAGAGUUUUACGUGUCGACUCAUCUGCAUUUUGCCACGUUUAAUACCCCCGUUGGUUUCCAUUGUUCCAUAUAAAACAAUCAAAAGCGAGCUGAUGGCUCCUGAGGGAAAUUUGUUUUGGAAAUUUCACGGCUAGUAGCGAAAACGUGGUCGUGGAAAUGAUAUUCAUCAUUAGAAUUGAUAGUUUUGUAGCCUAGCAAUCAGAAACUGAAUUGCUUCAGUGCUUAUGAAGCAGACAUAGGCGUUUGGUCACCUUCGCACUUAGGGGGUGGUGUGCGGUUGCAGUGACCUUCUUGCCUGAACUGGAAAAUUAGGUAAUACCCAAAUCCGUGAGUAUUGAAAUCGGGAUGCAAACGAACUCAAAUUAAAUUGCAUGAUGAACAAAAAAAGUUCUCAAUUGUAACGCAGUUGAACUGUUAUAACUCCAAAAAUAUAUAGUUAUUUUGAAACCUCGCUUACUCUAUGACCUCGAUCGACAGCCUAGUAAGAUCAGAAAACUAUAAAUGAAAAACGUCCUUUCUUCCUCGUGUAGAUAGAUAGCUUUAUUAAAAGUUCAAAUCGGUCGCAAGUAGAUGAUGUUCUGCGUCUCAGCAGAGCAAGUCCCUCGGGUCGGAGAAUAAAUUCAAUGUUCAAUACGAAGUUCAGUUUCGACCACACUAAUCCCGUUAAAUUUGAAGAAUGUAACUUUUCUUCUUCAUGCAGUUCUGCUUUCGGUUCACAUUAAAACGGCCACAGAACAUUACAAAUGCAUGCUAGGGCAUGCGCACAUUGCUCGAGCCCGCAAUAAAUCCGGCUUUGUGACGUCAGCAUAAAAGAUCCCUUUUCGUAUUUUAGAAAUCUCCCCUGACUGUUUACAAGAAGAUUGCCGUUUUAGCUUGAGCAAUAGGCAAAACCGGAGGGAAAAAGACGUUUUCUAACAGUUAACCGAAUUAGUGUAGACCAGGACUAUACUACAAAUAGCUUAAACUACCGAUCAGCCUUGUUUGUACGUCCACGCCAUAAUUCAUGUUUCCAAGUUGUGAUCUGGGUGUUGCGCGGUGAUAAUGCAUAUGGCAUUCAUCUGAUAUGAAAAUCGCAAAAUUGAAAAUAUGACGACAGCAUAUAGUUUAUAAAGUCUCAAGUCAUAGACUCCAAGUUUGAAAAAAAAAAAUUGUAACUUUGCUCAGCUAAGUAAACAAUGACAAUGAAUUUGGCGGAAUUCCCAUUAAGCUUUCUUCGAAUUCAAACUUUCCUUUAUCGUGAGGGAGGAUACCACAAAUCACAAAGCAUCAUCAAUUUUGAUUUGCAAUCACGUUCACAAAUCAUAACCGGAAUCAAUCUUUAAAAAUCGAAAUUUCUUUAGGCAAGCUCAACAAACUGAGAGACAGCGCGAGACGCUUAUGUUAACACUAAUAAUAGUUACUGAAUGUGUAUUUCAUUUUGAGUGUUUCCCAUAGAGGCUUUUGAUCCAUAAAUGUGCUCUUUCUUGCGUGCGACAUUUCAAACCUGAAAUCUCGGAAAAUUGAACUGAGAAAACAUACUCUCGAUUUUUCAAAUGUGACUGAGUUGCGAAUUAUCAUCCAUUUCCACUUUUGUCAGACUUCUGGUCAUUAUGAGUCGCCAUCACUUCCUAAUGGCUUCCGUCAUCACUUUUUGCGAUUACAUACAAUAUAAUAUUCCCUAACAAAAUCAAGCCAUCGAGUUAUUGAUGGACUUCCUGUAAUCUAGCUUUGUACGGUGCCACUAUCUUCUUGAAAUCAUUUUGAAACUCAUUGACAGUGCCUCUGUAGUUAGCUCACUUUAUCUGCGGAUGUACUUUGCCAUUAAGUUUAAUUUAUUUAUGACAGCGAAGGCAAACUCUCAUUCUUAUUUUAUCGGGACAGAACUGUAGGUAAAUAACCAACCCAUCAAAGAAACUUUGAUUUUAAUGUUGCCAGUUAUUAUCUUUUUUUUUCGACUGGGGUUUCCCGGUCGCUAGAGGUUGAACUGGUAUCGAAGACCGCAGUCAGUAUAUUUCCAGAGAAAAUAACGCCCUACAUAAGUUAUAUUUUACCAUGCAUGUAUAUAUAUGCUUAAUAUGACAUUUAUAUGACCUUGAGAGUAAUACGAAUGUGCAAUACGAGUGUGAUUCUUAUAACGAUAGCAGCUAAUAACGAUUUUUGAUCUCCUAAGCCAUAUUCUACUUUUUAUUAAAAUUAAGUCUUCUUGUAGAAAGACCCUCUCAGAUUUUAAGAAUUUUGUGUGAACUAUCAUAUCUCAAAGGAAUAUUCAAAUGUAUACGACUUGCUUUGCUAAGAGGAAUACGUAAAACACCAUUACUUAGUAGACCAAGGGCUGCAUUCUUUUUUCCACACCAAUGUCUAACGUUCGAUGAAGAUAGUAAAGAUCGAUUUGAACUUAAAAGUGCUAUUAACCGAGAAUAUGGUUAUCAUUAUUUUGAAUAACCACUUCAAAAGUCCAUUUGCCUUAAAGCGAUAACCUAUUGCGAGGCGAAGUAGCCCCAGGAUUGCUUGUUGAGAAAACAAGAUUUAAAUAUGAAAAGCAAAACUAAUUAUUUAACUCGUCCGCGAAUAGAAACGCUGAUAUAAUUAUAGAGACAUUUCCAACCAAAUCGAAUUGAUUUGUCAACAGCAAACAAAUUUCAGAGCUAUCGCGGUCGCAUUUCAAGCAACUUUAAUUUCCAGCAGUUAAAAUAGCGCAGACAAUUUCAGUGAACUUUUUCCUGCUUCUGCGAUUAGCAAUAAUGGGUAAGAAACAACUGUCAGUAUUCCUGCGACAAAAAGUCAAAAGUAGUACUGUAUUAUAAUUGUAUUAACUGAAUUUAAGUAUUAUUGCUCAAAAGUGAGGGAACCUCUCAGCUGGGCUGGCAAACUUGAAAUGGGUUCUCGUUUGAAUGACAAACAUUAAACUGGGUUCGUAUUCAUUAGCUACUAUCGCCUCGUUCAAAUAACUUGACAAAAUACCCUUGUCACUCUUGAUAAGUCCGAAAAAAGCAGUAUCCAAUUGAUAACAACCACUCAAUCACGCAAAGAGUAUCUUGUUUUAACAGGUGAAAGAAAAAUAUGUUUUCUUGUGGUGAACUGCAUUAGCAAGCUUGAAUGGUAUGUUUGUACAUUUAGCAAAAAGCUUGUGUAAAAGUUUAUAUUCAAGCCCUGCGUGUAAAAAUCAAUUAUUGAAUACUCGAUGACAACAAAUAAUCUUUUAUUACCUAGCCUUGACAAUAGACAUCCAUCAAAAUCAAGAUUAUGGACAUCUUUUUAUAACUUUCCUUGUACUAGCUUUUUACUUAUAAAAAUCCACAUUAGGGACCGCACAAAUAUUAUUCGAGAAGCGUAUUAAGUGGGAUAUAAGAUAAGAUAAAUUUUGCGUCAUGUUUCCUCUUGCAUUCUCAUUCAAAUCAGACAAUUUAUUUUUCCGGUUAGAAACGCCCGAAGCGACAAUACUGUAAGCGACUUCUGGCCUUGAAUGAAAGAGGUUUAAAAUGGAAAGCGUGCAAAUUGCUUGAGCACAGCUGCAUCACCUCGUCGACAAGCUAAGAUUUCGUGGACUCGAUACGUCAAGCUCAGAUAGAAUUUCCCUUGAAAUGAAGUAAUUGACUAUAAGUAAGUUUGCUUUUUACGGCUUGAUACGUGACUCAAAUACAAUUCCUCGGCCGCAACAACAAAUAAUCGAGACAAAUAUUGUGAAGUUAACAGAAGAGCAGAGAAAUAUUAAUAAUCCGGAUAAGCGGAAACCGUCUCUUCGGACGAGAAGACGAAAGAAACCUUCAUGGCGGAUUUUUAUGCUUUGUGGAACGGUGUUCAUCACAGACUGCCAAGAGACCCAGUAAAAAUAAUCAUCGGACUACCAAGAUUUAGUAUCAUCGUCUUUUCAGCCAUCAUUUUCUUAGGAUUUUUGCGAACUGGCGAAAGCCGACGAUGCGACAGCUACAGAGAUUGCCUCGGGGAUUAUAUCCACUGCUGUAGUGGGUACUGUCGCAGGUCAUGUAACUUGUCCUGCUCUCGAGACGAACAGUGUGGCUCCCCGGGCAGCGUUGAGGAGUACUGCUGCAAGGGAAAAUGCAUUUCCAUCUCCUCCAUCUGUGAAAAGCCUGUGACAGAUGAAGAGGAUGUUCUCAGCAGUCCCGUCAUCGCAGUGGUGGUUAUAUUCGGUGUGAUGCUCAUCGUAGCCGUGUGCUGCGUCUUCAGGUCGUAUUUCUGCAAAGUGCGCACGCUUUGUUUCGGUGAGAGUUCGCAUCAAGUCGAUACUGCCGCCAAGGCCCGUGGCUCUGGCUUUGUCGCACUUGGACGAGGGUCUGUGGGCACUGAAGACGGUUUAGACAGCACAGAGAGAAUUUCCAUGCAGUCUACCAGCACUUGGGUUGGUCAGGAUUUUCGCAUUGCGCCUCCAAGAUCGUCGAGUUUGAAACGCAGUGGCAUCGUGUAAGAAGCUAAAAGUACGCUUUGUUUUGAAGCCAGCUGUCUCACUUCCAUGUUUUAUACGAAGAACAUUCGAUAAAGGUCGUGUAGCGAUCUUGAAUAUUCUAAGAUUUAGGACAGCUGUUUGCAUACAGGACUGACAUAACUCGGCUGUGCCGGAAUCAUUCAAAAAUUGCUGUAUUUAGCGCAUAAGCCAAGCGAAGGACUUGCGUAAAGAAGCUCAGAUAGAGUUGUUUGGGCAUAUCUCAGGAUAUGUACAAAGCGCCAUGAUUUCCGUAAGGUUAAUUACCCAAUAUAUAGCUGCCUUGCAAGCAGUCUUUCAGUACAUCCAAGAUUACAUUUAUUCAUGUAAACGUAUAUACACGAAAAAAAAAUAUUUAUGCCAUCAACCCUUCUAUCUCAAAAGGCUGAGACCAACUUUAUAAUUGCUCGAUUUGAUUUCGAGAUAAAUUAAUAGCUUCAGAUUUCGCGCGAGCUUUCACUGUGACAGUGUAAGCGGAGUCUUUUUUCCUCUUUUUCGGCAUUUUCUGUGACAUUAGGUUGGCAUCUUUUCUUUUUCAUUUUGUCGGCGAAAUAUGCGCGGUAUCAUCAAACUGGCAAAUGGCAAACCUGGUAAGUAAAAGUAAUUCGAAAAGUUGAUUAAAAUCUGACGAAUGUGCAAAUUCA